Messenger RNA from Pyricularia oryzae 70-15, 362 nucleotides. RefSeq lists its product as uncharacterized. The record is from RefSeq and is a predicted model, not a curated record. NCBI's taxonomy places the organism in Eukaryota, Fungi, Ascomycota, Sordariomycetes, Magnaporthales, Pyriculariaceae. The transcript has 2 exons. The coding region runs from base 150 to 362 and encodes 70 amino acids.
GAAAGGGUUGCUUGGUCGCCUCGAAUAUUGAAAUAUUGACUUUGCUGGCUCCAAGCUACAGCCCUUCUCCAAUAGAACCGAGAAUCGUUCAGACUUGGCCCAGCCCAGCCACUGUCAGCUCCAGAACAGACCCUCGACAACAUCAUCGAAUGCCUGACCACUGCGGGAUCUGUGCCGGCAGCGGCCUUGUGACGUACGACUACGCGGUCUGCUCCGUCUGCAAUGGGGCCAGCAUGACCUCCAAUGGCAACUGCGGCGGCAACGGCCGCGACAAAUGCUGGGCCAACCACCCGGGCGUCGUCAUCUACGACGUGCCCAAGGGGCGGACCUGCCCGACUUGCAACGGCACUGGACUCCGCUAG